This is a messenger RNA of Capronia epimyces CBS 606.96, 5271 nucleotides long. RefSeq lists its product as uncharacterized. The coding region runs from base 1 to 5271 and encodes 1756 amino acids. Gene Ontology annotation, cellular component: Lid2 complex. NCBI's taxonomy places the organism in Eukaryota, Fungi, Ascomycota, Eurotiomycetes, Chaetothyriales, Herpotrichiellaceae. The transcript has 2 exons. Gene Ontology annotation, biological process: histone catabolic process. Gene Ontology annotation, molecular function: chromatin binding; ubiquitin-protein transferase activity. The record is from RefSeq and is a predicted model, not a curated record.
AUGUCGGCUCUUGACACCCUCCAUGUCGCCGCGGCGGUUCCAGAUGCCCGGUCGAGAGAACAGUCCGAUGCACCUUCGGCCUCCCAGAAAGAUGCACCGCCAAGCGUACUCACAAGCAGCAUGGACGUGUCGCCUGCGCCCGAACCUGCGCUCUCCUUCGACACACCUCAGUCCCAACCCAUGACCGCCACUGCUUCGUCCUCCUCCCAACAUCCACCUUUCGAGAACGGCGAUGGGUCCAACGCCGGCCCCUAUGGAACUCGUUCGAGAAAUCGCACUGGGGGUGCCCGUAUCAAUUAUGCAGAGGACAAGGAGCUGGAUAUAGAGUUGGAACCUAUCCCCAAAGCCAGUCGCUCCAGCAAGAGGGCGUCAGCGGCGAACAGCGAGCACCAGGCCACAUCUUCAGGGUUCGCAACCGUCAACCCUUCCAACACCCAACAAACGCCCGAGACUGCUCCCACGGCCCGCCCGUCUACUCCCUUACCAGCCAGCGCUCCGGCUCCUUCGAAGAAGCGGAAACAACCCGGGAGCCACCAUACUGUUACAGGGCACUCAAAUAUGGGCAGUAGCUCGCGCUCCAGACAGUCGGCAUCUGCGCCUUUCAAAGGCUAUGUCGAGACGAAUAUGAUGAGCUUCUCCAAGUGCGGGUACCGGCUCAACGAGAAGAAGCAACUGGUUGCCGACGAUGGCACCAUUGUACAAGCAAAUGAUCACGUAUACUUGGUUUGCGAGCCCCCAGGCGAACCCUACUACCUCGCGCGGAUCAUGGAAUUCUUGCAUGCCAAAAACGACCCUGACGCGCCCAUUGACGCGAUGCGGGUCAACUGGUACUAUCGGCCCAAGGACAUUCUACGCCGGGUUCAGGAUACGCGCGUCGUCUUCGCCUCGAUGCAUUCCGAUACUUGUCCCCUGACUUCGCUCCGCGGCAAAUGCAACAUCCAUCAUCUGUCCGAAAUCUCCAAUAUGGACCAGUAUCGAAGUAAGCCGGAUUCGUUCUGGUUUGACAAGCUUUACGAUCGAUAUAUGCACCGAUACUACGAGGUGAUUCCCACCCACAGAGUGGUCAAUGUCCCCCAGCAUGUGAAGACGGUCCUUGACCAACGAUGGAAGUUCGUUCUGGUCGAGAUUGGGCGGGGUCGGGAAUUGACCAGCGAAAGCAAGAAAUGCACCAAAUGCGAGCAAUUCGCUAGCAAUCAGGACUCGGUGGACUGCGCCGUGUGCAAAAGGACCUACCACAUGCAAUGUGUGAGGCCUCCGCUGUUGAAGAAGCCUGCACGAGGAUUCGCGUGGGCUUGCGCAGCCUGCAGCCGAGCACAAGAGAUGAAAAUGGAUGGUCGCAGCACGCCUGCUGGUUCGGAAAUCGGGGCUCUCGACGAUGACGAUGUGCUGGACGAGGAUGAGGACGACCCCCGGCCCAAGGAUCUGGAGACCCGCGACAGUAGUGUCGUCCCAGAACCGAAUCCACCACCUACUCCGGCACAGGUUGCGCAAGCAAACCUCUGGCCCUGGAGAUAUUUAGGUAUCCACGCCCGCGCAGAAGAUGCCCUGGACUACGAUGAUCGGAUCUAUCCUCGUGCCAGCUCGAGAUUAGGCCCGCGCCAUCAGGCGAAUGUCAACGUCUGGCACGGCCGGCCGGUGGAAUUGGUCAAACCCGCCGAGAUCAAGCGCAAAUACCUCAAACCCACCCAUAGCCAGAAGGGUGGCAAGCCACCCAAAGAUGCCGGCACCGAUACGGACAAGGACCAGCGCCUCAAACGUCCAAAAUGGGUAGUGGAUGAGCCCGUGGGUUACAUUUCUCGGGGGCAUGAUGAACCAGUGGAGAUUAAAGGCAAAAAGGAGCAUACUGCUCAACUGCUCUUCAAGAUGCCGGAACCAUCACAGCUCUCGGAAAGAGGCGGCGAUGACUCCGUGAGGCCCGGAAAUGCGGACCAACUGGUGGACGACUACAUGCGGAGGGUCAAGCCGAUUGCGGCUCAGUACAAUUUACUGGACUCGUCGGUGGAUUUUCUCACGAAAGCGAUCGAAAAGCUGCAGGAAAACGAGUACAAUGUUGAGAAAGCAUUGGAGGCUAUGAAGGGGCUAUCCCUGAGAAGCGACCUGAAGCAACCCGACCUCAACAGAGAGGAGAUCAAGCGGUUCGAAGAAGGGGUCGCAAAAUACGGAAGUGAGCUCCAUGCGGUCUCGCGUCAUGUGGGAACGAGCGUGAAGGAGUGGCGGAUUGUCCGUUUCUACUACAUGUGGAAGAAAACCGAGAGAGGACGACAAAUCUGGGGCAACUACGAAGGGCGACGUUCCAAGAGAGAUUCCAAACGAGCCGACAAGGACGGAAAUAUACCGAAGCUGUUGGACGAUGUCGCCGAUGACAAGGACGAUUCCGCAUUUGACGAGGAGAAAGCGGCACAAAAGAAACGGGGAUUUGUAUGCAAAUUCUGCAGUACUUACCACUCGCGUCAAUGGCGUCGGGCGCCGGGCACGGCUCCGGGCACCCUUGUGCCCAAAGACCAGGCUGCAAAGAAUAGCAAAGACAAGAGUCAGUGGCUUACAUUGGCAUUGUGUGGAAGGUGUGCCUACCUGUGGCGGAAGUAUGCGGUACAGUACGAGGACAUCGAAGAAGUGUCCAAGAAAAUCGCAUCGUCGGGUAGUCGGGCGGCCAAACGAAAAGUUGACGAAGAGCUGUUGCGUCUGAUUCUGGAAGCACAUCAGAUGUCGGGAGAUCCUAUUCCUCCGCGAGCUGUGGAUGAGGUCAACAAAGCUGGGAUGGAAGUGCCGCAAAACAUCAUUCAACCUGAUGAGCCACCGAAGAAGAAGAGCAAAACGGACCGAGACGGAGCACAAGGAACUCCAGAUGUUGUUGUUCCGGAGAAGAAGAAGGUGGUCGAGAAACCACAGGAGCCUCCGCCGAUCGAACCAGAUCCUCCGAAGGUCAAGGUUCAUCCUUGUGCGGUAUGCCGCGUCAUUGAAGUUCCCGGGCAAGAACUGCUGAAGUGUCGCGACUGCCGCCUGCAUGUCCAUGGGUCAUGUUACGGAGUGGGAGCAAAGACGAACACCAAGCCCUGGUUCUGUGACAUGUGCAGAAACGACCACAACCUUCAGGUGUCGACGACUUAUGAAUGCGUCCUGUGUCCAGUCAAGUUCACUGCUCAAGAGCUGAUGGAGCCCUUGAAGCCGUCGCACAAAAGGAAAACGGAUCGAGAUCGCGAAAAAGAACGCAUUGAAAAGGAAAUCAUCCAAGAGGCUAGUCGUCGAUGGCGCAUGGAGCAAGAGGCGGCCGGGCGGCCGGUCAAUCCCCGCGAGGCGCUCAAGAGAACGGCGUGGAACAACUGGGUUCACAUUACAUGUGCCCUCUGGACCAAGGAAAUCAAGUUUGGCAACUCGGAAUUGCUGGACGAUGCGGAAGGUGUUGGGUUUAUCCCGCCUGAAAGAUUCGAGCCUCCUUGCAAGAUCUGCAAUCAAACGGGAUACCCUACAGUCAAAUGCCACCAGUCCAACUGCAACGCCUACUUCCACGUCGGCUGUGCCCAUCAAGCAGACUACGUCUUUGGCUUCGAUGUCGCGCCGGUCAAGAGCAGUCGCCGAGACUCGGUAAACGUGAUGAAGCUUCAAGGCGAGGUUGGCGUCGUGACUGCCGGGAUUUGGUGCCCGACCCAUCUUCCACCGACUUUCGUCCACAACAUGCUCGAACCAACAGAGACGGGGCUGAAUGCGAUGCAGUUGUUUGCUCGCACCUAUAAGCAGGUGGACACUUCAAACACAGGGACCGUGAGGCGAGCUGCACAGUUCACCGCGAACUUGCUGAGUGCCACACCUGUAGUCCAGCCGCAAAGACCCAAUCCCACCAUCAACGGCACCAAUGGCACCACUGGACACGUGGAUCGCACAGGAGGUUCCAGCCUCAGAUCGUCUCCAGCAGCAGAAUCGCCCCGAGAGCCGGAGGAUGCCAACGUCGAGUCAAGGUCUGCUGUAACGGCGACCAAAAAGACCAACGUCUCGCGAAAAUGCUGUACUUGUCUCGUGGAUGCCAGUCCCCGCUGGUGGCCUCUUGGUCAAGCUGGAGCGUCGUUACCGGCUGCGAAUGGAACGCACCCAGAUCACUCCAGCGAGUAUGCCGCAGUUGACAGUGCACGCGACACCGUGAUGACCAACGGCAUUGUCAAAGCAGAACCUGCCGCAAGCAACACUCUCGGAGCACUCAUCGACACCAGCAACAAAAUCAUGUAUCAAUGCCAUAAGUGCCACGUUCUGAAGCGAACACCGCCGUCGUCCCCAUCGCAAGUCAAGCUUCGUGAGAAAGUCCCUUCAGAGCCAGCUCCAGAGCCGUUUCCAUAUCCACCACCAGCAGACCCUACGCCGGAACCGUUCACCUACCAGCCACUUCCUCCGCCCCCGACAGGCUUUCCUCCCAUUCGUCGACCUUCAGUGGAGGCAACACCGCAGUCACAUACGCAUUCUCAUCCCCUGGGGCCGCCGGUCUCGGUCUCUCACCACCCACCUUGGCCGCCUACUACUUCCGCUCCUCCUCAAUGGUCGUCUCCCGGCAUGCGACCGGUACGCCAUCCGUCUCCCCCGUCCGUGCCUGGACCUUACGGGCAACCGUCACUGUACCAACCGGCUCCCCCACCUGAAUACCAACCUCCCUACAGCCGACCGUCGCAGCCGUCGCCGUUCGUCAGUGCUCCCCCUCCACCUCCGCCCCUGGCACCCGCGACAGGUCCUCUAUCUCAGCAUUCUCCUCCACCCCCUUAUGCACUUAACACGCACCAUCACCAUCUUCCAACAUCAUCCACCCCCCCACAAUCAGUUCGGCCUCCUCCAUCCCCUUCUCGGUAUGGGGUUAUUGCUCCUGAGAGGCACCAGGUUCCUUCUAUAUUGUCCCGACCAUUUCCUCCCGAACCUCCUCGUCAACCUCCUCAGGGUUCUCCUGUCAACGGAUUUGCAGCACCACACGCUUCCGCGGCCAGAAAAUACGGUCCCGGACUUGCUACUCAGCCACAGGCCCCUCCUCCGCUUCCUGCGCCAGGGGUGGUUCGACUAUCCCCGUCUGCCCAGACUCUGGCUCAGAUUGCUCAAGCAGCAUCUGAGCAGACGGGACGGCCACAGUCAAGGCAAGCAAGCGUGGAGAUGACGGGGACACCUAGGUUCGGAGCACGGCCUGUGCCAGAGAGUCCCCACCAAAGACCACUCACUCCGGCUGGUGCACCAUCAUUUCGAGAUGACCGGAGAGAUGGACCAGGAGCAAGUGCCAGUCCAAGCUUGAAGAACUUGCUUAGUUAG